CGACACAGUUCGCCCUACCGGAAAUAGAAAAAUGGAAGUACGGACCGGAAAUAAAUUAUCAAGUAAACUUAUUGACAACCGUUAUCAACGAGGGAGAAGACGAUCGGCUAAGGAUUGAUCUAAAUGGCGACAUGGGCUGCCGUUCGAAAAACGAGGACAGUAUUCUCUGUCGGAUUUCUAAAUUGACAUAUCAUAUCUUUGAUAUGAUUAACAACGUCAACGAAACCAACGACAUAAUCGUAAAUAAACAUUUCGAAAUAGGUUUCAACGCAAAUGGUAUCGAAAAAUUGGUCAUGGAAAAUCCGAUUCACGUCGAACAUUUGAAAUUGAUAUAUAAUUUUGCGGCGCAGUUGAAUAUUGGUGUUAAUAUUGGUCAACAUUUGAAAACUACUUUCUCGUUUGUCAAAAAAGAAAAUUUUACUCUUGGCGAAUGUGACACUAUUUUUAAUAUCUCUUUGAAAGAAAAGGAUCGUUCUUCUUCCUCCUUUUCUGAAGAAGAGGAAGAAGAGAAAGAAGAAGUAAAAGAAAAGGAGGAAGAAGAAGAAGAAGAAGAAGAAGAAGAAAAGAAUUCGACGUUCGGUGAUCUUGACGAAAUAAAGUUAACAUUGAUCGAUGUGCCCAAAAUGUCUAGUGACAUUGAUCUGGUUAUCGAAAAAAUUCGAAAUCCAAAAAGAUGUACUCGCGGUGAUAAAUAUAUGUUUUGGUUAGCAGGAAGCAACGAAAAAUCUAACGUGAUAUCGUCCUUCAGUCGGAUUAAUGUUAAAGAAAAUGAAUCCUUCGAAAGUUCUACGAUAACAACGGUGAAGUUAAAAUUAUUAAAACCUGCGAUCCUUCACGAAUUUACCAAGAUCAAACUGAAGAGUAUUAAUCAAGCAACUGGUCCACUUCCCACAAUUACCCGCCCGGUUAUAUUAAAUUUUUCUAGUGACGACAUCACGGAAAAUAAUUUAAUCGAUUAACGUGUAUCCAUUAAGACCGUUUCUUUCGUUAAAGCAUGUACCGUAGUUAAUAUUUUGUUAGAAAAAUUUCUUUGAUAUAUCCGACUAUCGAUAAAGUAGAUUCUCAAUUUAUUCUCAUAAGUUAACACGUUAUUAUCGAUGGAGCAAAGAAUAUUCGAAAGAAUUAUUAAAUAACCAUAUCGAUUA
Molecule: messenger RNA, 1145 nt
Organism: Vespula pensylvanica (western yellowjacket)
Lineage: Eukaryota; Metazoa; Arthropoda; Insecta; Hymenoptera; Vespidae
Exons: 2
Coding region: 132-959 (275 amino acids)
Biological process (GO): lipid transport
Molecular function (GO): lipid carrier activity
Source: RefSeq, a predicted model, not a curated record